This is a messenger RNA of Haplochromis burtoni (Burton's mouthbrooder), 1466 nucleotides long. It is a transcript of the gene cfap126, whose product is annotated as cilia and flagella associated protein 126. NCBI's taxonomy places the organism in Eukaryota, Metazoa, Chordata, Actinopteri, Cichliformes, Cichlidae. The record is from RefSeq and is a predicted model, not a curated record. Gene Ontology annotation, biological process: cilium organization. The transcript is spliced from 5 exons. Bases 61 to 771 code for a protein of 236 amino acids. Gene Ontology annotation, cellular component: ciliary basal body.
UUGCUAAGCAACGAGUCAACAAUUUAACAGAUUAAGAAACCGUAACUUACAGAUCCAGCAAUGUCUUCCAGGUAUUCGGCAAACCAGUAUGACAGCGCCUUUAAACCGCACAGGCUGCAGAACUGGUGUGAGACUAAGCACUUCAAAGAGAGACCUAGUGCACAGGUGGGCCGUACCACCUUCAUCGCUGAUGAUAGAGGACACCUGCUCCCAGGAGUGGGGAAGAGAGGCCUUGCAUGGCCUGACUUUAAAGGCACCUGGGAUCUACCUGCUCGCAUCCCAGGCCAGCGAAUCAACCCUACCGCCCGCUCUGUGGAGGGCCUCAACAGGCUCAAAUCAUGGGGACGGUACCCAAAGAACGCUGACAUGUCUCAGCCACACAGAGGCAGCAAAAGCACAAAUAGGCAGAAGGAAACUGGCGAGCAGACCAGUUUGAAAGUACUGCAGGAUGAUGCCACCCAGUCUGCUGCAGCUGAAGCCCGACCAGCUUCUCAGAAUUGGUCCACUACUGGGAGUGACAGAACUACCAACCAGAACCGGGCAGGCUCACAGGCAGCAACAGAACAAGCUACAGGAAAUGACAGGCUGCCUAGCCAUUGCUCUGCAGCUGAAAAGAAUUCAGCUUUGAAUCAGGCUGCUGUGGAGAAAAACCAUAUCAGGCCUGAUACUGGUGAGGGGAGACAAACAAGAAAUAUGUCAGCAAAAGCAGUCAGCCAGCCAUCACAAGCAUCCAUCGAGCAGAGACAGAGAAAGAUACAGCAAGACCUGUGAACAGUCCUUUGUUUCUCAGUGCAUCAGAAAAUGACAGAAACCUAUAAAAAUAAAUACACCUGAACAAUAGUAAUGUUGACCAGUUGUAAUGAAUCCAUUUUCAGCAUGUGAAUUAUGGAAAGGAAAAAAAUGGUAAUACAAGGAAAUGUUAUUGGUGUUGCCUGAAAUGUUACUGAUUGCACUCAAACUGCCCACUAUAUCAGCCCUUCACUUCUCCUGUGCCUUUUACCUCUAAUCUGAUUUUUUUUUUGUCAAGUUGACACUCCAAUCAAGAAUCUCUUAUUGUUCCAUCAGCUGACCAGUGUAAUGAGUUCCAGCAUUACUGAAUGAUGGAGAAGAAUAAAAUACAUUGUUCUCUCACACACGCUGUUGGUUAGUGGUAGGUUCAGCAGCAUUUUGCAGCUUUAGUCUGUCACAUUUGUAAAGCUUUGUAUACACUGGGUUCUGUUUUAUAAAGCUAAUCAUUGGGAAAUUGUAAGCAGCCCAUUUUUGUCUCCCACUAUAUCAAACCAUGAACGGAUGAAGUCAGAGUUUUUGGCAAAUACUGUGGUGUUUAUCCUCCAUCUUUGUUAAUCCAGACUGUAUUAAUUUGGAAUCUGUGGGUGCUCCCAGAAGACGGGGUAUGUGUUCAUUUAUUACACGAAAUGGGUUGAUUGGAUACUUCAUAAUUCAAUCCAGAAGCAGGGCAUGUGACC